UCGUCCGCGCCAUUCAGUCCGCCGUUAAGCCGUUUAUGUGCCAAUGCACUUGCAUUGAACAAAAAAGAAUAUAUAAUUCGUAUUUCGAACGCGUGUAUCCCGCGAAAACGUUGCGAAAGUGAAAAAGUAAGGAUUCUUUGUGUUUGUGUUUAAUCUGUGGUGUAGUGGUUAACGUGAAAUAUCGGUGAUGGGCUCCCUGCCUCGCAUGUCGGUGGUGAGCGGCGGGCGGGCGGUGGUACCGGCUGCGCCGCUGCCGACCCACCUGGCACGGCUGGCCGCCAGCCAGGAGACGGCUCUUGUAUAUUCAGAUGAAACCUGCAAUGCUCGUAUCAGUUAUGUGGAAAUGGAAGCUCAGACGAAUGCGAUAGCGAAAGCGUUGUCUAAACGCGCCAGACCGACUGGCGCCAACAGGGACGGUGACUAUGUGAUAGCUGUGUGCAUGCAACCUACACACAAUACAGUGUUAACAUUAUUAGCGACUUGGAAGGCGGGGGCAGCGUAUGUGCCGAUGGAACCCAGCUUCCCACAAGCGAGGAUAUCACACAUACUGCAAGACGCUGAGCCGGCCUUAGUUAUUUAUGAUGAUAGUGCAAAUCCAGCUAUGUUCGCCGGCAGUGGCAUCCCAUCGGUGUCUUUUGAAGAAUUGAUUCAAGAAGCCAGUGGACUAUCCGCCGAGGAACUAAAAAGUCCGGAAGUGUUGGCUCACGCCGGAACAGACAGUAUUGCUAUCGUACUGUACACAUCUGGAAGCACGGGUGUGCCGAAAGGUGUCCGUCUACCUUAUUCGGCUAUAUGCAACCGACUCUGGUGGCAAUUCCGGACCUUCCCCUAUUCGAAUACAGAGAAGACCUGUGUUUGGAAGACGGCUUUGACCUUUGUGGAUUCAGUCUGUGAAAUUUGGGGCCCUCUUCUACACGGUAGGACUCUGUUAAUCUUAUCGAAGGAGACGACUAGGGAUCCACAAAAAUUGGUGCGAGUUUUAGCUGAGAAUCAGGUUGAAAGAUUAGUACUAGUGCCGACUCUCCUUCGUUCUAUCCUAAUGUACCUAUCCCUCACACCUUCCGAAAGGCCUUUACAGUACCUAAAGCUUUGGGUCUGCUCAGGAGAGACCCUAAGUAAAGAGUUAACAACCCAGUUCUUCCGAUACUUCGGUGACAAUGGUGGAUACAAACUGGCGAAUUUCUACGGCAGUACCGAAGUUAUGGGAGACGUCACUUACUAUGUACUGGAGAAACUUAGUCAGUUAGACGUGUACAAUACUGUUCCUAUCGGUUCCCCAUUAGACAACUGUGCGGUGUACCUCUUAGAUGAGGAGAUGAAUCCGGCCCGUGAGACUGAACCAGGGGAAGUGUGGGUCGCUGGACAUAACCUAGCAGCUGGGUACGUGGGAGCUCAGGGUGCUGAUAAAUUCUGUGACAACCCGCAUGCUGACCAUCCAGACUUUAGCCGUCUAUAUCGCACUGGCGACUUUGGGAUCCUACAGAAGGGAGUGAUCCUUUACGCUGGACGUACCGACUCUCAAGUCAAAAUUAGAGGUCACAGGGUCGAUUUGCAAGAGGUUGACCGUGCCGUGACUGCAGUACCCGGCAUUGAAAAAUGCGUUGUACUAUGCUACGGCUUGGAACGAGGGAACCCUGAAAUCUUAGCAUUUGUCACCAUAGAACCAAGUGCACGCAUCGCCGCGCAUCAUAUUGAGGCCAGCUUGAAGAACUCUUUAACUAGCUACAUGAUACCGCAGGUAAUUGUGAUAGAAAGCAUCCCCUUGCUUGUGAAUGGGAAAGUGGACCGGCAAGCAUUGCUGAAGAUGUACGAGAAUACAAACAAUAAUGACGACUCUGCAAUCGCAUUAGACAUUGACUAUACAGGCGUAGAUGAACAAGAUAAAGAAGCGGCUAAAGUUCUCUUCGAAACAGUGGGAGAAGUGCUGGGGCGCGCCGCCAGAGGAACUUUGUCCGUAAGAGCCGGCUUCUACGAACUGGGAGGGAAUUCCCUCAAUUCCAUCUACACGAUCACCAAGUUAAGAGAAAAAGGAUACUAUAUCGAAAUCAGCGAGUUCCUGGGCGCAGCCAACCUUGGUGAGGUACUGGCCAACAUGAGUACGAGCCCCGACAGCGGAGCGGACAGCAACGAGCCCAAGUUCGCAGCCGAGCUCAUGAAGGAUGAGGACAAACAGCAGGUUAUCGACAUGAUAGUAUCAUCAUUCUAUGAGAAAGCGGAGUUGGAACAGUUCCUGAAACACGAGAUUGAUACCAUGGAUUACGCACACUGCAUAGACGCGUGCUGGGCUGCACUGCUGCGGGCCAGGCUCAGUGUGGUGCUGAGGGAUGGUACAAACACGCCGGUGGCAGUGGCUCUAAACUUCGACGCUCGGGACGAACCUGAAAUUGAAUUGACCGGUGGACUUGCCAAGAUAAUGGGAUUUUUGGAGUUUGUUGAGGGCUCUGUGAGAGAUACGUUAUUACCGGAAGGCAAAGGCACGAUCCUGCAUUCGUUCAUGAUGGCCACGAACGCGGAACUGUCUCCGCGAGACAACGUUGCCGCGAUACGGGCGUUAGAGCAUGCCACUAUGAGAAUUGCGAGGGACAGACGGUUCAAAGGCGUGUUCACCACAAACACUAGUCCACUUACACAGCAAUUAGGAACCGAUGUGCUCGGCUUCCAAACACUCCUCGACUAUCAGAUCAACCAAUACGUAGAUCCCAAUGGAGACAGGACCUUCGGGAAAGCACCAGAUGACAUGAGGGCAGUCGUUUGCUGGAAACCAGUCGACUAAUGUGAUAUUAUUUUUAUUUAUAAUAAGGUUCACUUGAAGGCUCUAAUUGUAAGAUUACUUAGUAAUUAGUAAUUGUACUUUUAAAUAAUAAUAAUUGCCCAUUAUUUAAUGUGAUAUUAAUUAUUUUCAUCUUUCAUAAGAAUGUAAUAAGUAUUUGUAAAUAGUUUUAUUUAUAUAAAUUUAAAUAAAAGAAGAUUCAGUUAAUUAAUUUAAAAAUUAUGUUAAACUUACAAUAUUGUCUUUGGUAUAGAAAAAAAAUCUUUAAAAGACACAUGUAUUAUCUGUUAUCUUAAAAGGAAGAGAUCGGAGGCUUAUUUUUUCCUAUUUUAAUGUCCUGGUGAAAAAUGAACAAGAAUACAACCAACUAACUUUUCUAAUUAAAAAUAGUAUCAUCAAAAUUGGUUUAAAAUUCGCAAAGAUAUCGUGUAAUAUCAUGAAGAAAUUCAGCUACACUAAAAUCAACAGUUGCAGCUGACAAUUUAGUAUGGGAGGCUGUCACUUAUAUUUUAAUUACAUGCAAUUCUAGUACCUACCAGUUUUAUUAUAUAUACCAGGCCAGAGGCGAAUUAAACGUGUUUAGAAAUAAGUAUUUAAUUUGUAAAUUCACUAUGUACCCAUAAUUUAACAUUUACAAAUAAUUAUCAUGAAUGAAUGUGAUAUAAAAUAUGGUAACUACAAUUAAAAUUAGUAUUAUUGGAAUAAUAAGUAUUAAUUUUCAUUAAAGUACAUACUUGCCCUUGCAAUAUAUAUUAAAUGACAUUGUUCAUUAAUGCUAGUAAGCAGUGACCGAUCUAUUUACCUAUUCAGGCAAAAGUGAAGAUUUGCGUAUGACCACGCAGCAAAUUAAUUCUGCUGCUCUAGGCAUUUGCCCGCUUAGCGCCCCUAGAUCGGGCCCUGCUAUUGACCAUGUUAAUACUUUAAGAUCUCUGAUAAUGAUGAUGUUUUAAUGUAUUUUUUGUCACAACGACCUCGUGUAAUGAGUCCGAGUUACGGUUGAGCUUAUUAGGCAACUUUUCUAAUUUAGCUCCGUUCAAAGUGUUUUGGAUUUGAUUUAUUUGCGGUCAUUGGUAUGUUUCUGUUCUGUUCUCUGGCACAUAUAGGUAUUUGUUAAUUAUUUCCUUUGUUUAUAAAUUAUACAUUAUUGUUAACCUUUAGUUUUUAAGUGACAAAAAUAGAUAAAAAAAAAUCAUAACCAACCGCGACAGGGUUGCGCUGUGAGUAUUGUUUUGUACUACGUUGCAUGAAAACCAUUAUUGCACAUGGCGGCAAAGCACCGUGUAUUAAAUGUCUAUUUUAUAGAAAUUUGUUAUUUAUUAGAUGACAAAUAACUUUGUCGAUAGCUUCAUUUCCUUUCAAUAUUUUGAGUUGCAACUAAGUACCCAAAUAAUUUAUUAACAGGGCCUGAUCUAACUAACUUUCAGGUUCAGAAAAAAAUAUAAUAUUCAAUUAAUUUCAUUUACACUGAAUGACUAUUUUAACUUGUAGUGAAAUCAUUAUGACGCUCUGGGCAAUUGCCCAGCUGGUGCACCCCCUAAAACGGAUCCUGUCCAUUAUAAUUAUUAACUAAUCAGUUAUUGUAAAUUAUAAUAAAUACUAUUGUAUUUAUAAUUUGUUUUCUUUGUAUUAUUUCAUUCACGAAUUGACAUCACUCGGAAACGGUUGGACUAAUUUGAUUAAAGAAAAAAAAUUAAUUUUGACAGAACGACGUCUGGUAAUCAGUUAAUUUAAAAUAAAUACAAUAAAUAUUAAUAUAAAACAUCUACUUUAUUAAAUUACUUAAUUGAAUAUCAAUGGUCACAAAUAAUAGUUAAAAUUGUAUAAUUCACGAUCAGUAUUGACUAGAUAGUUGACUAGGUUCAUUUUCAUUUAUACAUAAUAUUUUAUUAUAUGUAAGUAUGAUAAGGGCAAACACUCGCUGACGAUACAGUAAAUGACUGCUGUUGAUUGUAACUUCGUUUACGAGCAUGUUACUAAGCAGUUAUUCUUGCAUGGUCUUUAAUUUUGAAAAUCAGGCCUCAGAAAUAGCAAUGUUUGAAGACUCCAAGUGAAUCUUCUAAUGUCUUCUACAGAUAGUUACUAUUUUCCAUCAUGUGUACUGUCUAGAAAAAUUUGCCCGAAGGUGCCAAUUAGAAUUAAAGCCGGCCCUGGCUAUUAUAUUUAUGCUGUUAUCUGUACCACAGACGAACGCUGGCCCUUGUCUACAUUUCAAAUUCUUAAUAUAUUUAAUAAAUCGUGUAAUGAUAAUUGACAAUAAAUAUUUAACAAUUACCUA
This is a messenger RNA of Galleria mellonella (greater wax moth), 5045 nucleotides long. RefSeq names its product zwittermicin A synthase ZmaJ (gene e). The transcript has 17 exons. The record is from RefSeq and is a predicted model, not a curated record. The coding region runs from base 188 to 2773 and encodes 861 amino acids. Lineage: Eukaryota; Metazoa; Arthropoda; Insecta; Lepidoptera; Pyralidae.